This is a messenger RNA of Pleuronectes platessa (European plaice), 4804 nucleotides long. RefSeq names its product GRAM domain-containing protein 4. Lineage: Eukaryota; Metazoa; Chordata; Actinopteri; Pleuronectiformes; Pleuronectidae. Gene Ontology annotation, biological process: apoptotic process; negative regulation of toll-like receptor 9 signaling pathway. The record is from RefSeq and is a predicted model, not a curated record. The coding region runs from base 291 to 2054 and encodes 587 amino acids. The transcript is spliced from 19 exons.
UCCUGGUUCUGUGCUGCCGCUGGUCGCCCCGCCCUCCGCGGGGACAUUAGUGCCAGGCAGGGAAACAGGGUCUGGAAUUGCACCUACAACCCUCCUCCAUGUCUAGAGCUAUUGUCGGUUCAGAGGAGGGAGGACGGUCUGGAGCGGGUCCGAGGGGAGAAUAGUACGGUCUGAAGCGGGUCUGACCCGGUUUGAAGAGAGGGAGGCAAAGUUUGCUUCGGUUCGGUUCACGUUUCUGUAGUUUGGUCAUCAGUCAUGUUCAGGUAGAGGCUAGUUCCACGGCGCUCAACAUGCUUAAGCGUCUGGACAAGAUCCGGUUCCGGGGCCAGAGACGGGAUGACUUCCUGGAUCUGGCGGAUUCGCCCAACACAUCUGACACAGAAUGCACCGAGGAGGUCAUGAUGAAACCUCGCCUCUCUUCCAGAGACUCCGAGGAGCUGAGGGAAGUGGAGGGAGAGCAGCAGAGUGACCCUCAGGCCGGUCAAGGAUCCUUUUCUGCAGCUCUCCAAGAUGACCCCAGGACAGAUUUGAAUGAGGUCAAAGGGCACCUAGAAAUUGCCUUGUUGGAAAAACAUUUCUUACAUGAGGAGCUGAGGAAAUUUAAGGAGGAGUCCAACGUAGAUGCAUUGAGACUGGAACUGGAGAAGGAGCGCUGCAGGCGGAUUGAGUUGGAGCAGAAGAUCAAUGACGUCCUUAAAUCCAGACCUGAUGACUCGCCUUGUCUGACACCUAAAGCCCCGCCCCCUCCUCCACCUUCAGGCAGCGGCACAGACAAACAGAAGGACACUUUGUCCAAUAGUUUCCUGAAAUGGCUUCAUGACCGUUUUGGGGUUUAUGUAGAAGACUUCCGUUUCCAGCCGGAGGAGACAACAGUGGAGACGGAGGAGCCGCUGAGUGCCAAGAGGUUGACAGAAAACAUGAGACGUCUCAAACGGGGAUUUAAACCAGUGACCAACUUCAAGAGGAACCUUACCGCCUUAUCCAGCUGGUACUCCAUCUACACGUCAGCCAUCGCUUUCAUUGUCUACAUGUAUGCAGCGUGGCAUGGCUGGGCCAUCCCCAUGUUCCUGUUCCUCGCCAUCCUCCGGCUGUCCUUAAAUUACCUCAUUGCCAGAGGCUGGAGGAUCCAGUGGAGCAUCGUACCUGAAGUCUCAGAGCAAGUGGAGCCUCCUAAAGAAGACCUGACUGUGUCUGAGAAGUUCCAGCUGGUUCUGGACGUUGCUCAGAAAGCACAGAAUCUGUUUGGGAGGAUGGCCAACAUUCUGGAGAAAAUAAAGAAUUUGUUCAUGUGGGUGCAGCCAGAGUUAACUCAGAAGCUGUAUGUUGGUCUAUGGGUGGCCUUCGUCUCUUCCUGCCUGCUGCCAUACAAACUGCUGGGAUUCAUCAUAGCCGUGUAUGCAGGUAUAAAGUUCUUCAUCAUCGACUUCAUCUUAAAGAGCUCCCCCAAGCUGAGGCAGCGUUUCGACACCCCCUACAUAAUCUGGACCAACUUGCCCACCGACCUGCAGCUGAAGGAGCGCAGCGGCACCACCCUGAACAGACGGGUUACUGCUGCAGGGGGUCGAGGCAGCCUCAGUGCUGCAGCCCCAUCAGGUGUGAGCAGAGACGAGGACGGAGGACGAUACUACAGCACCAAGAGAGGAGCUUUCCACGAUGUCUUCAACCUGCCGGAGAGUGAGCGCCCUCUGACAACGUGUGAGAACGGCUGGCGCUGCUGCCUCAUCAACAGAGACAAGAAGACGCCGACAGACUACAUCCGCAACGGUGUCCUCUACGUCACUGAGAAUCAUCUGUGUUUCGAGAGCUCCAGCUCCAGGUCUGGAUCAACCAAGAAGAACAAAGUCAUCAAACUGCUCGACAUUAAAGAACUCCAGAAGUACAAAGUUUUGUCAGUGCUGCCUGGAUCUGGGAUGGGCAUCUCCAUAGCAACACCAUCGACCCAAAAGCCGAUGGUGUUCGGUGCGAUGAUGCACAGAGACGAAGCCUUCGACGCCAUCUCCACUCAGCACAUCAAGAUCUUGUCCGUGUCUACAGCCACCAGCCCAGAGACGUAGUAACACCUUCACAAGAUGGCUGCCUUCAAACAAACACUGGAUCUGUUUCACUUUUUCCACUAGGGACGUACGUAAACAGCUGCUGACUCCAGUUUGAGCUGCUGGUCUGAUUUCUUUACGGUCAGCAUCACCUCAUCAGUGGUCGAGCUGAAGAAGUCAGUAUCUUUACAUUAGUGAUUGGUAGGAAAUUAGGUAUUUCAAAUUUAUGUUUCCAAUUACAUGUCAGAUUGAUUAGGAUUACAAAUCACAAUUGUCAAACAAUUAUACAUAAAGUUCCCACAAAAGACAUCAUGAUAUGUCUAAUUGUAAAUCAAAGUAUAAUCUGAAAUUCAAAUGAAGUGCACAAACAUAUAUAGGCUUGUUUAAGAACAUGGGGGAGGGUGGGGGUUACCUGUACUAUAAUCAAAGCACUAGUUACUUGUUAUUUUCUGUUGCAUGCACUUUUUUUUCAAUUGCUGUUAAAAUGUUCCCAAUGAAAUGCAGCCCUUUCUAUUUCAAAUAAUCCCUCAGUAACUUGGUAUCCCUUUUAAUCAACAAAUAUCUGCAGGGAAACUAUUUUGUUCACACUGUAAAAUCGAUGGUUUACAAUUUAAGCGAAGUUCUGCAUUUGGAUUUUAUCUGAUGAAGCAGUUGGUUUCAUCUCCAGCCCAUCAGUCAUCUGUGUCAUGUCAUUUCAUUUUAUUUCCAUCCUGGUGUACUGCACUGGAAAGCUGCACAUACAUGUUUGGCCUUAUGAAAGAAAUAAGGCCCAUACCAGUGAUUUUAGAGAAUUUCUGGCCUUUCAUGAUUAGCGUUUAGCAUUUACUCUUUGAUUCGUACAAAGAUGCCAAGUGGGUAAGAUCUGUGGUACGACCCACGAACAGCCUUUCUUCACAGUGGAAAACAAAAAUCGAGCUUAGUGAUGAAAAAACUUGAGCAAACGUGUGAUAAGAACAAUUUAAAAGGACAGAACCAAUCUUUGAGGAGAAUGUAUUUAUAUUUUUCAGGGGCCAUGUCCCAUCUGCUAACAUGGAGAAGGCUGGGUUUAUGACCGUUACGACCUUUAUCUCAAUUUGUCGAUUCGUCCCUCUUUAAAUACAGUCUAUGUUCGUCCCCUUGACCAGCCUAUAUAUUAGUCACAAUUUCUAAUUGUUUCAGUGAAUCUGGCUUCCAACAUUCUAAUUUAAUAAAUAAGAAUUUUAGUAUUAAAUAUAAAUGUCUGCAUGAGGCCCAUUGUGUUUGUGCCGAUAUUUUUACUGAGAAGAAAAUCCACAGCAUUUUUUUGUACUGAAAUCAUUACUGAAAUGAUAACUGUCAAUUUACUGAACAAAGUUUAUCGGAAAAUAUGUCUAAACCUCAUUCAAUUUCAUCAUUUGUGUCUUCAGGGAAUGAAAUGAUUGUUGUACUUUACAGCAGCCUUCUAAUCACUUAUUACUACAGUGUGUUUUUAUGUGGUGGUUGGAGACAGUUACUCUAUGUAACGUAAAUGUUUUAUAACCAAUUCUAACAUUUAAUGUAAAGGAGAGAAUUAACCUCAGCUUUUAUGUUUUUUGUUUUAGCUUAAAGUUCAUAUGUUGUAAUCGGAUACAACCAAGUCUUAUCCAAUAAGCUGAGAGGUAUUAGCAACUUGAAAAAUUUUACUUGUAUAUUUGACCUAACUAGUUGUUUAAGGAUUGCUAAUCGGCUAAGGGCUUAACAAUUUCAAACAAUGUGAAUAUCUGGAAUGCAAGUUUUUAUUGAUCACAGCACUUGACUUUUGGCUUUAACUUCCAUCAUAACCUGAUGCUGAUCGACAUUUCUUCUGUGCAGUUAAGCUCCUGUUUCAAAAUCAGCUUUUUUUCACCGUCAACCUAAUUGGCCUAAGCUAAACAAGCUAAAGCAACACAAUCAUGUGCUCACCUCUCUGCACUAACUGAAAAAUCAAUUUUUUUGCAGAUUAAUGAAAUGUUUCCUAAUAUGUCAAAGUGCAAGAACAUUUUAAAAUGUCACUGUCCUUGCCGAUCACUGCCGAUCUUAAACUGUGGUUUUCUGUUUUCUGAACAAAAUGUGCGAAGUGUCAGUGAAAUUUAAUUUCAAUUCUUGUACUGACAAUCAUUGUCGUUAUCGUUUCCUGUGUGCCAAUUAUUUUUUCAGUCAAGUAAUUGCUUGGUCCACAAAACAUUAGAAACAUUGCAAUGGUUUUGGGAUCCAAAAAACUGAAAAAUGGCUCAAUUGAUGAUCUGGAAACUGUGCUUGAGUAAAGAUAAAUACCAAUUUGCCAUUGUUGAUAAUCUGUCAAUUGACAUAUCAAUUAUUCUGCUAGAAAUAGAAUCAUUCAAAAUCAAGGAGCUUUUUUACCACAAAAUAAAAAAAAAGCCAAAUUACAUUUUUUUUCUCAUAAGGAGGCAGUUUCAUAUAUAAAAGUUUCAACAGUAAAAUAAGGUUUUUAUACAUAGUCUCACUCUGGCAGUUUUUGGUGUGAUCAGGGCGAAGCUCUUUCAUUGCCAAGUAUUUUUCUAUCUUGUUUAUCUUAAAUGUUUUCCCAGUCUUCCUUUUUGCAAUAUGUUAACUGUGUUGCGUCAUUUAAUCUGUCUCCACUAUCUUACCUAUAACUCUUAUAGUUUUUUCUUCAGUUUAGGUUAAUAUAUGUCAAUCUGUUGAGUUGUAAGGGUUUUAUAAAGUGCUUUUAUUGUACAAAUAGCUGUAAAGUUUUUAAAUGAAAUGAUAUUUGUUAUUAAAAUGUGAUGUACAUUUCUUUUCUAAUUUAAGUAAAAUCAAACACUAAACACUGA